Molecule: messenger RNA, 1904 nt
Organism: Mirounga angustirostris (Northern elephant seal)
Lineage: Eukaryota; Metazoa; Chordata; Mammalia; Carnivora; Phocidae
Gene: CTSE
Product: cathepsin E
Exons: 9
Coding region: 65-1255 (396 amino acids)
Biological process (GO): proteolysis; antigen processing and presentation of exogenous peptide antigen via MHC class II
Cellular component (GO): endosome
Molecular function (GO): aspartic-type endopeptidase activity
Source: RefSeq, a predicted model, not a curated record
AGAAAGGAGAGGCGGCAAGGAAGGCCACGGCAGAGCGAGGAAGAAGCUGCUGGUUGGGCUCACGAUGAAAACACUCAUUCUUUUGCUGCUGGUGCUCCUGGACUUGGGGCUGGCUCAACAUCGGCUCCACAGGGUGCCCCUCAGGAGGCAUCAGUCCCUCCGGAAGAAGCUGCGGGCACGGGGCCAGCUCUCUGAGUUCUGGAAAUCCCAGAAUUUGGAUAUGAUCCAGUUCACUGAGUCCUGCACGAUGAACCAGGAUGCCAACGAGCCCCUCAUCAACUACUUGGAUAUGGAAUACUUCGGCACCAUCUCCAUCGGCUCUCCACCGCAGAACUUCACCGUCAUCUUUGACACUGGCUCUUCCAACCUCUGGGUCCCCUCUGUGUACUGCACCAGCCCAGCCUGCAAGACACACGCCAGGUUCUACCCUUCCCAGUCCAACACAUACAGUGUGCUAGGGAGUCAUUUCUCCAUUCAGUAUGGGACUGGGAGCUUGUCUGGAAUCAUCGGAGCUGACCAAGUCUAUGUGGAAGGACUGGUUGUGGCCGGCCAGCAAUUUGGAGAGAGUGUCACGGAGCCGGGCCAGACCUUUGUGAAUGCAGAGUUUGAUGGAAUUCUGGGCCUGGGAUACCCCUCCUUGGCUGUGGGAGGGGUGACCCCAGUGUUCGACAACAUGAUGGCGCAGAACCUGGUGGAUAUACCCAUGUUCUCUGUGUACAUGAGCAGUGACCCAGAAGGCGGUGCGGGGAGUGAACUCAUUUUCGGCGGCUAUGACCACUCCCAUUUCUCCGGGAAUCUGAACUGGGUCCCUGUCACCAAGCAAGGCUACUGGCAGAUUGCCCUGGAUGCAAUCCAGGUGGGAGGCGCGGUGAUGUUCUGCUCCGAGGGCUGCCAGGCCAUUGUGGACACAGGGACUUCCCUCAUCACAGGCCCCUCAGACAAAAUCAAGCAGCUGCAGAAGGCCAUUGGGGCCGAACCCAUGGAUGGAGAAUAUGGGGUGGAGUGUGCCAACCUCAACGUCAUGCCGGAUGUCACCUUCACCAUCACUGGCGUCUCCUACACCCUCCAACCAACUGCCUAUACCCUGCUGGACUUUGUGGAUGGAAUGGAGUUCUGCAGCAGCGGCUUUCAAGGGCUUGACAUCCAGCCUCCCGCUGGGCCCCUCUGGAUCCUGGGUGAUGUCUUCAUUAGGCAGUUUUACUCAGUCUUCGAUCGUGGGAAUAACCGUGUUGGGCUGGCCCCGGCAGUCCCCUAAGUCGCGGCCUUGUGUUUGAGCCUGGCUGCAUGAUACCCCUUAGAAAUCCAGCUGUGCCCGUUCGUUCGGUUGGGGCAUUCUUCACAAUGGUCAAAAAGUCAUUUUCAGGAGGAUACAGUUGUUCUAGAGCUGCAACUUGAAUUGGGUCCAAAUAGAGCAUGAGAACACACACACACACACCACUUCCACCGCCAUCAUGACGGAAAAAUUAAGUUGUAUGCCCAUACUUUUUAUUGCUUGUUGCUAACAUUUUCUUUUGGAAAUCUCCAGACAUGUACACAAGGAGAGAUUAUAGCACAAUAAAUCCCCAUGCAACACCCCCCCUCCCACCUUUCAUAACUCACCUGCACAUGGCCAGGCCUGUUUUAUCUGCACCCACGCCCCCUCCGCUACCCAGCCCACCUACCUGCAUUAUCCCGAAGCAAAUUCUUAGCAUUGCAUCAUAAAUCAUCACAUCCAAGAUUUAUCCAUAAAUCCUUGUAAUAUUCUUAAAUAGGCAAUCAGUGUUCAAAUGUUCCCUAUUGUCUGGGAAAUGUUGGGUCAUUUUUACCAGUGACUUGUGUGUAUUAGUAUGCAAAUAAAGUCUUCAAAUUGCAUUUAUUUGAACUGUCUCUAUGUCUCUUUCCAUGUGUAGAGUUGACCGCAUUCU